CGACCAGCGCAUGAGGGAGGUGAUGGCUUUCAGCUCUGGGGUGCGCGUCUGCAUCGGCAGGAACCUGGCAUGGGUGGAGCUGUACACGGUCCUGGCCAACAUUCUGCGUGAGUUCGACAUGCGGGUGCCCGAGGACUCUGAGUACGGCCCGCAAAGGAAGAACGAGAUUGGCGAGCCGGCAGAAAUACCUGGUGCUGCGUUCAUCACUUGUGGCCCUCGCAACCCAAAGGUCGACUGCUGGAUCGAUAUUCGGCGCCACUCAUCCGCAGUUUGAACUCUCCUCCUUCUCUUGACUUCUUUACUUCAUUUUCCUGUUUGCUGUUUAUUUCGCCCUUACGGAAUGCUAGCAAAAUGCAGUCUGCUAGAGCAACUAAAUUGGACCGCCCGGAGCGGCGAUAUGCAAGCAGGUCAGCAUUGCAGCAUGCAGUACAGUCUAUGAGCGUUGACGGCAAGCCAGCCCUGAUGCAGCUUGAGGGCAUGGGCACGCUGUGGAAGCAGCAACAGCAGCAGCAGCAUCAGCAUAAUGACAGCAAGAAAAAAGCGUGUGUGGAGCCCUUCGCGUACCCGGCAUUGCAGCAAAUUUCGUUCCAGAAUGCACUUGUGGUUGUAAAUGAGGCAAUAGCCAGCUCUGCGUCUCAUGCCAGGAGGCUAGAGCCACAGGAUCAUAAUGCUCAAGCCCAAGGUCAGCAUGGAGCAGCUCAAGCACAGCGCAAACCGGUAGAUCCAGCACCAGCACCAGCACCAGCACCAGCACCAGCACCAGCACUAGCACCAGCACUAGCACCAGCGGCGCCAAAGCCGACUCAACCAAACGGUAGACCAGCUAAUGCACAUACUCCAUCACUGCAAUCAAAUAUCCCUGGCAGAGACUCUGGGCCGCGUAAGGAUUUUGCUAAAUCCGACAAGGCACGAACAGCGAUGGAUCUGGAUAGCAAUUCUCAGAGACUGCAACGACAGCAGCCAGCUGCUCAACAGCCACAGCCGCAGGUUUCAAAAGCGACCAGUCUAAUGAAACCCCUGAACAUGAGAUCCAGUGAGAGCCGCGGAGGAAGCUCUGACCUCGGCUGGGAGUCCGAAAACGAUGCCUUGGAACAUGCAGAUACACGAUCAAUGCAGCCUGCGGUCCAGCCCGCUCGCCAGCAGACAUAUGCGGAUACUCCACUGCGCGCUGACAGCAGCUUGCAGGAAGCUCGGUCGGAUCAUGCGGUGGCCAGUAAGUCCAGAGAGGUACUUCGGCCGCCACUGCCUCCUGCAGCGCCCGUUGCUAGCACCAGCAGGGUGCAGACGCAGGAUGAUCUAACUGUGGACAGCAUCAGCCCUAUGGAUGCUGAUCUAGCCCCACAUCCCGCUCCUGCUAGCUCCAGCAAAGGCAAAAAAGUGGAUAGUGGCACCACUACUGUACCAAGUACCAAGCGCCAGGCGAUGCAGCAAGGCCCGUCGGUAGCAGAUGUAGUUUCUCCACCUGCCAAGCGUCCAAGGGCAGAGAGUGCAGAAGCGGUAGGCGCUAAGCAGCUGGUACUGCCAUGGCCCGGUGGCGCAGCUCCGAGCACGAGCCAGCUUGGACAGUCUGGUCAGCAAACAGCCCUAGACGAGAUGGAUAAGGCCACAAACGAGCUUAGUUUCUAUCUCCUUUCCUCAUACGUCCUGUCGAGCCAGGGCUUCGAGAUCCCUGGAGCUGUCGGCGAAGAUGUGGACAGGCUGCUCGAUAGCGCGCUUGAGGCAGCAGCCAGAAUUGAGCGUGGAGUAGACUAGUGGCGAAACCUAGCCCGAAAAUAAAAUUUGCUACAGGCUUUUGCUGUUCUUCU
Linderina pennispora is the source of this 1805-nucleotide messenger RNA. RefSeq lists its product as uncharacterized. NCBI's taxonomy places the organism in Eukaryota, Fungi, Kickxellomycota, Kickxellomycetes, Kickxellales, Kickxellaceae. The transcript has a single exon. The record is from RefSeq and is a predicted model, not a curated record. Bases 352 to 1752 code for a protein of 466 amino acids.